GCUUAUAAUAAGUUGAAUUGUGCCUUUUUUUAAGUCACUUUAAUUGUUUUAGAUUCCCGGCUUGUGGUACUUUGUAUUUGUUUUAUACUGAGGUCGCUUAUUUGGGCUUUUUCGUAAUAGCUUACUUCAACUACACUGAGACAUUAAAAUAUUUUUAGCAGUGGUUUCGGUGAUUGACUGGGUCAAUGAAUAGCCUACACAUUAUUACAGUUUUAAAAUCAUCCUAUCCUUUCUCCUGUUCAAUUAAAAAACACACCCAUAAUCGUGAACUUUUUGGUCCACCACUUGACGCAUUUUGAGGGUAAGCCAAAAAAGAGCAAUUUUGAAAGUCAAUGCUGCUUGUUUUUGAACGGCAGUGCCGUUUAUUUUUCUCGCGAAGAUUGGGAACACUGGUUUUCCGCCGUUUACGUUGAAUAUUAGGCCUAGGCUGAGUUGGCGUGUCGCAACGCUUAAUGGUUUGACCACAUGACAUUUAUAAAUUAUAAUCACACGUUACAGUUACAACUUGCAGUACAAUUUACACCAUGUUGAAAAUUAUAGAUACAAAAAUUUGGAACAUAUUUAACAUUUAGUCUUUAGCUAAAAUUAAUACUUAUAGUUAUGUAUGUCAAGUUCUGUUACUUCGUUAACAUUUGAACUAAGCCUAAAGGAAAAUGACAUUUUAUAUCAAACCACCUCGUGGUUCUAUACCUCUGGAGCAAUUUCAAGAGCUUGGUAGAAAGAGACUACAGUUUUUACAGAAGUUAGUUUCCACUGGUGGAAGUUUUGAUCGCAUAAAGUCGUUAGUUGAAGAAGCCAGUGUUGUUGAGGAUUCGGACUGUUUUAUAGAUGGAACGAUGAAAGACAGGAUAUCCCAUUUUGUGUUACGAUUAGCAAGUGUAAACAACAGAGCGAUGCACUCAUUUUUGAUCCAAGCAGAAAGUCUGCUGUUCAGUUUCCGAGUUAGCUGUCACACUUUGGAUGAGAAACAACGUAUGCUGCAAGACUUGUAUCGGCAUACCACUACUACCUUAUCAGAAAGGUUCCUGACGUCUGACCUAAAUAAUGUAUUAGCUACAAUUAGAUCUGUCCUGAAGCAGUAUAGGAAAGAAAGGCAUAAAAAUCUGUUGGAUCUAGUUUUUCAAGUUCCAUUUUACUGUGCCCUGGACUUUGUGAGGAAUAGAGAGGUGGAACUACAGAAUGGUGUUGCUUACUUACAGUGGUCACAGUUUGAUAAGUUGUUGGUGUCAUUCUUUGAAAUGACUAUUACAUCUGGCUUUGAACAAAUGGCUAGCUCAGCUUGUUUGUUCCAUCUUCAGGAAGACUUGAGAUUAAAGCGUGUUUGUCGUCGGCUUCAGAAUAUCUUCCUUCAGAAUAGCUACAAGAAGGAAUACCCGUUGGCUGGGCCGAGAUCACCUCUCACCCAAUCAAACAUUGAUGAUCUAUCCCAUUACUUUCCUUUAUGUAUGAAUCACCUUCAUUCUUUGCUGAGAAGGCAUCACAGAUUACGGCACACAGGAAGGAUUCAAUACACACUGUACCUCAAAGAAAUUGGACUUCCUGUAGAAGAGGCAAUUAAAUUUUGGGAAAAGGAAUAUUCACAGCCUCCAACUUGUGGACACAGCAGUUCAUUGUCACGUACUGGAUGCUCACAUGAGUGGUCAAAGGAUCAUCGUCGUUAUGUUUACAAUGUUCGGCACCUGUAUGGCUGUGAGGGUGGCAGAAAGGAUUACUCCGCUCAUUGCUGUGGGGCAUUACAGACAAGAUUAGUGGCUACCAGUGAUGAUGGAGGGUGUCCAUUUGCUGGGUUUGACAAGUCGUAUUUGCGGAGCAUCUUGCUGCAGCGAGGGUUGAAGGAGCAGGAUGUAGGAGAAAUAGAAUCUUUAGUAGCAAAAGAAGAUUUCAGAGGAGCAUGCAUCAAGUACUUUUGGUCACAAGUAGAAAGAUAUAAUAAAAAAGAAAAGGAGAGGCCUUGUCCGAUGCUGUUAGACUGAAGCGUCCUAAUCUGGAGAAACAGGAAAUUUUUAUAGGUUGUGUACAAGAAAAAAUAUUAAUAGAGAAUUCAGCAACUAGUGAUAGACAGAAGCAACAGUUUAUUAACAAAUUUGAAAACUUUGAAACAUUUCACAAAACUGUGUCCAUUAGUAGUAUUUCAAAUGACUUAGAUGUGUGUGCGGGAAAAGUUGGUACCACAGGUCAGUGUUUGGGAUGCAACACCAACUUGGCUGUGGGUUUAACUACUGAGCCAUUUGAAAGAAAUGUGUUCCCACAGAUAAAAGAUAAUGAGGGCUGUUUUCACCCUCCCGAAGAAUGCAUAGAUGGUAAAGAUAGUAGUUUUUUAUCAUCGGCCUCAGUUGCCAAAAAAGGUAUCAUGCCAGAAUUACAGAUCCAUUCAACUGAUUUAUUAAAACCUUCUAAUUAUUAUUGGUCAUUCAGAAACUUGCUGGAUGGUUUAGUACAACCUGAAGUAGAAUGAUACAUUUUUUUUAUUUCAUAAUAUUUGACAGUAAUUAUAUUAUUUUAACAAAAAAACAAAAGACUUUGAUAGUCCAGAAAGUUUUAUUUGUUAAAAAAAGGAUUCUUGUUAUGACAGUGUAACUGAUUAAUUAUAGAUGACAGUGUAACUAAUUAAUUAUAGAAAUGAACUAGAAAUACUUCUUUUAUUAUUUACUUAAAAUUAAAAGUAUAUUUAGGCAUUUGGUCAAAUAUUUUAAAAAAAGGAUCUUUCUUGAUUCUUUGUAAAAAGCAAUACUAGGUGGGUUUAUACGAUCUGUAAUGAAUUGAUGCAUAUUUGUACAAAGGUCAUUUCAUAAUUAGCUUGUGAUUUUUUUUAAAAAACUGAGUAAUUGAAGAAUCUUUACAAUUCAACUUUGAUGUUUUUAUUUUGUUAUGGUCUCCUUAAUUAAACCAGAAUUUUCUUUUAUUGCUUUUUCCAAAAUUAAAAGUUUGUAGUAGGCAUUUGAUGGUUCAUUUUUUGUAAGAAAGCUUACAGU
Messenger RNA from Limulus polyphemus (Atlantic horseshoe crab), 2972 nucleotides. RefSeq names its product DNA primase large subunit-like. The coding region runs from base 654 to 1973 and encodes 439 amino acids. The record is from RefSeq and is a predicted model, not a curated record. Gene Ontology annotation, cellular component: alpha DNA polymerase:primase complex. Lineage: Eukaryota; Metazoa; Arthropoda; Merostomata; Xiphosura; Limulidae. Gene Ontology annotation, biological process: DNA replication, synthesis of primer. The transcript is spliced from 7 exons.